CACUCUUUUCCGUGUAUUUCUUCCACUGCAAAUGAUUGGGCAAUAAAUGUGAACCCAUUCACAGAUCCUGACCUCAUUCCUCGAAACCCCUUUUCUUGUUUUCUUAAUAAUUUAUUCGCCGCUCGAUCCGAUCGCGAUGGCUCUAUCCAAAGCCACGCCAACCGUUUCCUUACCCUCCGCUCCUCGUUCGCCCCGCGUUUGUUCACUUCUCCUCUCCUCUUCCUACUUCCCCUCCUCUUCUAUUCUAACCCUAACCCUAAGCUUCCCCGGUGCUCGAGAGCGAAUCCUGCGGAUCUCUCCGUAUCCCCCAUCCUCGAUGUAAGCGGAGCUGAUCGGAGGGCCGGCCUUCUAGUUUUCUUCGAUUAGAUUCUUCUAGAGGAUCCUUGGCGAUGUAGUUGGAUCGCUGCUGCUGCUGCUGCUGGUACUUGGCCUGCCCCUGCGGACGCCGCCGCCGUUUCAAUUCUUUUGCGGGGAGAUCGCGGCCGAAGGUUUUUAGACCCGGAUUGCCAUGGAAGGCGGCAGUAAUGUGGAACCGAGUCCGUUCUUGAGCUUGUUUGCUGCCUUUUCCUAUGGACUUGCUUCCAUGGCCAUGGUUUUUGUCAACAAGGCAAUUCUGAUGCAGUAUUCCUACUCCAUGACCCUUCUCACUUUACAGCAAUUGGCUAUGACCCUUCUCAUACACUUUGGUCGAGUCAUGGGGUAUACAAAAGCCAAAGAUUUUAACAUGGCAACAGCAAAGAAACUUCUUCCAAUAUCGGUGUUCUACAAUGCAAAUGUGGCUUUUGCAUUGGCAAGCCUGAAGGGGGUUAAUAUUCCAAUGUACAUUGCACUGAAGAGGCUCACACCGCUUGCUGUUCUGGUCGCUGGAUCUUUUUCAGGAAAGGCUAGACCACCAACACAGGUAUCUCUUUCAGUUGUAUGUACUGCUGUUGGAGUCAUAAUUGCAGCACUGGGAGACUUUUCUUUUGACCCUUUUGGCUACAGCAUGGCCCUUACUUCUGUUUUCUUCCAGACCAUGUAUCUUAUCCUGGUGGAAAAGUCAGGUGCAGAGGAUGGUCUUUCAUCAGUUGAGCUAAUGUUUUAUAAUGGUCUUAUCUCUCUACCUUUUCUGCUUUUUCUCAUCAUAGCAACAGGAGAAAUUCCACAUUCUCUUUCUAUAGUAUAUGACAAGGCAAGUUCUUUAACAUUCUUAAUAAUUCUUAUUCUUUCAUUGGUGAUGGGAAUUGCUUUGAACUACACCAUGUUCUUGUGCACUGUUGUCAACUCGGCUCUAACAACUACAAUUGUAGGAGUUCUCAAAGGGGUUGGAUCCACAACUCUUGGUUUUGUCUUAUUGGGUGGGGUGCAAGUGCAUGCUCUCAAUGUGACUGGAUUGAUCAUCAACACGGCUGGUGGUGUGUGGUAUUCAUAUGCCAAAUAUCAGCAGAAGAAGAAGAUGCCAAGGAAGGUAAUAUCUGAUGAAGAAGCACAUCAAAAAUAGAAAGUGUAAUUGUAAUUCCAAUAAGCUGUAUACAAUCUGCCUACCCAGCAAGCAAAUUCCAAAUUAAGGAAAAAGAUAAAUUCUAUUGUAAGCUGUUGUAUGAGGAACCGAUGAUCGACUGCAGUUCCGACUUGAUUGGAGAUGUUCAAUCACGUUAAACCACAGCAUAUGCUUAAAAAAAAAUUCUAAUCACAAUUUCAAUAAGAAGCGCUGAAAUGAUUUUCCAAGCUUAUGAAAAUUUCUGCCUACAACAAAGAAAAGGAUGACAUUUGAAUCAAUUUUACUGAACAAGAAUUAUUGAUGAACUCAUAUUCAAUCCAUUUAUAGUUAUUAUUUGGCUUUUGUGAGUGAA
Molecule: messenger RNA, 1832 nt
Organism: Phoenix dactylifera (date palm)
Lineage: Eukaryota; Viridiplantae; Streptophyta; Magnoliopsida; Arecales; Arecaceae
Gene: UTR7
Product: UDP-N-acetylglucosamine (UAA) transporter family
Source: RefSeq, a predicted model, not a curated record